This is a messenger RNA of Neoarthrinium moseri, 1650 nucleotides long. RefSeq lists its product as uncharacterized. Bases 1 to 1650 code for a protein of 549 amino acids. Gene Ontology annotation, molecular function: nucleobase transmembrane transporter activity. Lineage: Eukaryota; Fungi; Ascomycota; Sordariomycetes; Amphisphaeriales; Apiosporaceae. The record is from RefSeq and is a predicted model, not a curated record. Gene Ontology annotation, biological process: transmembrane transport; nucleobase transport. The transcript has 2 exons. Gene Ontology annotation, cellular component: plasma membrane.
AUGAAGGUUGGAUCAAUCCUAGACUGGGCGCGGCUGCCAUCCAGUCAUGGCUCAGAGGCAAGCUUCUGGAUCAAUGGAGAUAUCCUUCCGCUGCCGCCACAUCGGCGCCUAUGGACAACUGGAACAUUCUUCCUGUUUUGGUUGACCAACCAGGUAGCUAUCUCAAACUUUCAGAUCGGCUCAUCACUUGUGUCAGCUGGUCUAUCGGUCUGGCAGGCAAUCAUAGCUAUCAUCGUGGGGAAGGUCAUCAUUUCACUAGUCGCAAUUGCCAACGGUUUUGUCGGCGCUGAAUGGCAUAUUGGGUUUCCCGUGGUAUCCCGCUAUAUCUGGGGUGUCUAUGGCGCCUACCUCGCGAUUGUCCAGAGAAUCAUUCUGAGCUUAGUAUGGUUCGCAGUCCAAUCUUGGACUGGAGGACUAUGCAUUAUCAAUAUUUUAUCAGCAAUUUUUCCAAGUUUUGAGAGCAUGGACAACCACUUCCCUGAGUCAGCAAACAUGACUACACGACAAUUCAUAGGAUGGGUCCUGUUUAACAUCCUGAUGAUUCCGGUACUUUAUAUCAAACCAGAGAACUUCAGAAAAGCCCUGGUAUGGUUCAAUGCUCUCUCUGCAGUAACGCUCAUUUCCAUGGUAAUCUGGGCCAUGGCCACUGCUCAUGGGGCCGGCCCUCUCUUGGUGCAGGGCUCUCAAACUAUGGGCUCUGGCGAACUUGGAUGGGCCAUCACCAAAGGUGUUACAACGGUUAUUGGCGGUAUUGCGGUUGGACUUACGAACCAGCCAGACUACUCAAGAUUCGCUCGCCGACCAGGAGACCAAAUUUUCGGCCAGUGGUUCUCCAUUAUAGUGUUUGGUGCUUUCUUUCCGUUGCUAGGGUGCCUACUAGCCUCGGCGACCCAGCAGCUUUACGGUGAAGCGGUCUGGAACCCACCUGAUGUUGUCCAAAAGUGGCUUGAUACGGACUAUAACGCUCGGUCACGGGCGGGCGCAUUUUUUGCUGGGUUUGGCCUCGUGGCAACCCAGCUCAGCAUCAACUCUGUCGAUAAUGCCUUUUCGGCUGGAAUGGACCUUGCUGGACUGUUCUCAAGAUACAUCAACAUUCGACGUGGCGCAUACAUUGGCCUCAUAUUGAGUAUCGCUCUCUGUCCCUGGGAGUUAAUUGCUUCAGCCAGUGUCUUUAUCAGUGUGCUGUCCGCCUACAGCACCUUUCUGGGCCCUAUGAUCGGCAUACAAAUCUGUGAUUAUUUUUUGAUACGGCAUAGACGCAUCAAGCUCUCAGAUCUCUACCAUCCAGGACCGGAUGGGUUUUACUAUUUCUGGAAGGGCGUGAAUCCUAGGGCAUUCGUCGCUUGGAUUUGUGGCUUUGCCACGCAGCUCCCUGGGUUCGCGGCAAGUGUCACACCCAACAGUGUACGCGUUGGACAGGGUUGGACAAGACUAUACUACUUGGCAUUUCCGCUGGGCUUUGCGAUUUCAUUCGUGAUUUACUUCAUCGUCAACACAAUUUGGACACCUAUUGGUGUAGGCGAAAUAGACACAGAGGAUUACUAUGGCACUUUCACAGAAGAAGAAGCCUUGAAGAUGGGAGUCUUGCCAAUGACGGAGGGGGUGGAUGCUGUCUCUAGUUUGAAGGGUUUCAGUGACCCAACAGUAUAA